UUUGCGCAACACGUGCAGUGUGAACCAUAUCAAGAACGUAGAAUCGAGGAACAACAUGGAUCCAGUUCAGUCUAAUUUGACUAGCACAGUUCUUAAAGUUACUGAAGAAAUUGAGGGAAAGUUGGAUGAAGAACUAAAGGAGUUGGAAGAUACUGACAAACUCCGUGAGAGGCGUUUAAAGGAGCUGAAGGAGAGAGCACAACUCGAAAAAGAGUGGACAGCCUUGGGUCAUGGGCAGUAUGAUGAGCUGUCAGAUGAGAAGGAAUUUUUUAAUGCAACCAAGAAAUCAAAAAAUGUUGUUUGUCAUUUUUUAAAAAGUCAAAUAUACCUUUGUAAAGUGAUUGAGUACCAUAUGAGGGUACUGUGCAAGCGACACCUCGAAGCAAAAUUCUGCAAAAUUGAUGCUGCAAGGUGCAAGUCUCUUAUUGAAAGACUUGAUAUAAAGACUUUUCCAACUAUCUUAUGUGUAGUGGAAAGUCAGGUGAGGAGCCGUGUCGUCAACUUUGUGGAGAUGAGGCAAUGCGAAGACCAUUGUACCAACGCUCUGGAGUGGCAUAUUGCUAAGUCAGGUGUAUUGCUAUAUAGUGGUGACCUUAAUACACCUCCAGAUGUUCGUGGUAUCAGAGGCGGGAGUGAUGAUUCAGAAGAUUCAGAAGAUUCAGACUUUUAG
Molecule: messenger RNA, 670 nt
Organism: Schistocerca cancellata (South American locust)
Lineage: Eukaryota; Metazoa; Arthropoda; Insecta; Orthoptera; Acrididae
Product: thioredoxin domain-containing protein 9-like
Exons: 4
Coding region: 56-670 (204 amino acids)
Biological process (GO): microtubule cytoskeleton organization
Cellular component (GO): cytoplasm
Source: RefSeq, a predicted model, not a curated record